AUGGGAGCUAGCCAGGCGAAAUGGACAGCCAACAGCAUGAUUGCUGGCGCCGGGGGUGGGCUAAUAGCUAGCAUCGCAACCUGCCCUUUGGACGUAGUCAAGACGAAAUUACAGGCGCAGAGGGCAGUUCCGGGACAGCCGAGUUAUCAGGGGAUUGGAGGGACGGUUAGAACGAUCCUCACAGACCAAGGUUUUCGGGGCUUGUACAGAGGUCUGGGACCCACUAUCCUCGGCUACCUCCCUACGUGGGCUAUAUAUUUUGCCGUUUACGAUGGGAUCAAGAAUAUUUUUGGGGAACCGCCGCCGGGGACUAGGGAGAGACUCUACCCCGCAGCACAAGUGAAGGGAUACCAGCCAGUAAUGCGCGAGCACCCCUGGUCACUCCACAUCUUGUCUGCGAUGACUGCUGGGGCGGCCAGUACAAUAUGUACGAAUCCAUUGUGGGUUAUCAAAACGCGAUUCAUGACUCAGCUGCCCGGAGACAUCAGAUAUCGACAUACCUUAGACGCAGCAAUCACAAUAUACCGAACAGAGGGACUCCGUGCUUUUUAUCGCGGUCUCGUCCCAAGUUUAUUAGGAAUCAUGCAUGUCGCAGUGCAAUUCCCUCUAUACGAGCAUUUGAAACUUUAUGCCCAGGCCGAUUCAGAAGCACCACUCACCAGCCAAACCAUCCUCAUGUGCUCCGCCAUAUCCAAGAUGACAGCAUCCAUCGCGACCUACCCCCACGAAGUCGUCCGCACGCGGCUGCAAACCCAACGGCGGCCCCUCGCAGACGACAUAUCCUCAGACGGCAUGAUCAAGCGACACGUACGCGGAGGUAUCAUAUAUACCACCGCCAAACUCAUUCGGAAAGAAGGCUGGACGGGGUUGUAUAAGGGGUUGUCGAUCAAUCUCCUACGCACAGUGCCUAAUAGCGCGGUGACCAUGCUAACGUACGAACUGCUCAUGAGACAGCUCAACGCGCGGACUCCUCGAUGA
Laccaria bicolor S238N-H82 is the source of this 978-nucleotide messenger RNA. Its product is annotated as mitochondrial NAD transporter. The record is from RefSeq and is a predicted model, not a curated record. The transcript is spliced from 6 exons. NCBI's taxonomy places the organism in Eukaryota, Fungi, Basidiomycota, Agaricomycetes, Agaricales, Hydnangiaceae. The coding region runs from base 1 to 978 and encodes 325 amino acids. Gene Ontology annotation, molecular function: NAD transmembrane transporter activity. Gene Ontology annotation, biological process: NAD transmembrane transport.